AUGUCUAGCCGAUCGUUGCAAGCGCUGCGAUCAGUGCAACGGCCCGCCUUUGCGGCCCAGGCUAUUCGAAGCGCCACGAGUGGCUCUUCUGUUCGCGGCUUUGCGUGUUCUACACCUGGUGCUCACAGCAGCCGCUUGGGCCCAGCCUCGACUGCAAAUACUCAGAAGCUAUCUUUGCGCCCGACAGUGCCUGUUGCAGGUGCCAUCUUUGGCAGACAGCAAUGUGAGUGCCUCUGUUUCCAUUCCGCCUCCUUGUGGCAACAGCAGCGGUGGAGACGACAACUCGUAGCUAACGAGCUUUCUACCGCCCACUGCUCCAUGCUACUUGCACACAGCCCGGUCGAUGUUCAUUCAGACGGAGUCCACUCCCAAUGAGGACUCUCUCAAGUUCUUGCCCGGCCAACAAGUGAUGCAGAGCGGCACGGCCGAAUUCACAGACACCCGCUCUUCCAUGUGAGUCUUCGCCCCCUGUGCACGAACCGGCUGCGCGGAAGCUCGGAUGCUGAUUGGUGACGCCCUUUCUUUUGCACAGGACAUCUCCGCUUGCAAAGACGCUUUUCGGAUUGAAUGGAGUCAAGACAGUAUUCUUCGGUCCCGACUUUGUCACCGUCUCUAAAGACAGCGAGACUCAGUGGUCAACACUGAAGCCCGAGAUCUACAGCACCAUCAUGGAGCAUUUUACAGCGGGCAGAGACCUCUUUUUGGAUCCUGAAUCUGCUCAGGGCUCUUCAGACACGAUCAUCUUGGACACGGACAGCGAGACGGUUGCUAUGAUCAAGGAGCUUUUGGACACUCGGGUUCGACCCGCAAUACAGGAGGACGGCGGGGAUAUCGAGUACAGGGGCUUCGAUGAGGACGGCGAUCGAAUUGUGCGUUUGAAAUUGAAAGGCUCGUGCAGAGGCUGCUCCAGCAGUGCAGUUACCUUGAAAGUGAGUGCGCACAGAAUAUCCCAUCGUCACGAAAGCGUCAGCGUGCUUACUUCGUCUUGCGUCUACAGACCGGAAUCGAGCGUAUGCUCAAGCACUACAUUCCAGAGGUCGAAGCAGUUGAGCAGGUCAGUGAAGCGAUUGUUGCGCUGCCCCUGUAGCCUGACCUGCACGUUACUGAAACGAUCUUGUCGAUAUCAGGUGCUCGACCAGGAAGAGGAGAUUGCAUUGGACGAAUUCGCCAAGUUGGAGUCAAAGCUCAACAAGGAUCGAGCACGAGAAUCUCAGAUGGGCUUCUCGCACUAG
This is a messenger RNA of Ceraceosorus bombacis, 1232 nucleotides long. Lineage: Eukaryota; Fungi; Basidiomycota; Exobasidiomycetes; Ceraceosorales; Ceraceosoraceae. The record is from the annotation of a GenBank genome assembly.